Myripristis murdjan (pinecone soldierfish) is the source of this 6093-nucleotide messenger RNA. RefSeq names its product POZ/BTB and AT hook containing zinc finger 1 (gene patz1). The transcript has 6 exons. Gene Ontology annotation, biological process: regulation of transcription by RNA polymerase II. Gene Ontology annotation, molecular function: DNA-binding transcription factor activity, RNA polymerase II-specific; protein binding; RNA polymerase II cis-regulatory region sequence-specific DNA binding. The record is from RefSeq and is a predicted model, not a curated record. Bases 114 to 2456 code for a protein of 780 amino acids. NCBI's taxonomy places the organism in Eukaryota, Metazoa, Chordata, Actinopteri, Holocentriformes, Holocentridae.
GGGGCGCUUGGUUUUUUGUAGCUAGCUAAUUUCAACCGAACAAAAAUCGUGUACGCAGCCCUCAUUUUCUCCGACUAUCGCUGUAAAUACAAUUUUUAUUGGAUGAAUUCGGCAUGGAGAAAGUAGUGGAGCCGUCUUGGACUUCUUCCUACACCUACCAGGUGAGCAAGCACAGUGCGGAGAUGCUACAAAACCUCAACAUUCAGAGGAAAGAUGGAGGCAGGUUUUGCGAUGUGAUCUUACGCGUCGGUGAGGAGAGCUUCCCUGCCCACAAAGCUGUGCUGGCGGCGUGCAGUGAGUAUUUUGAGUCGGUCUUCAGCUGUCAGUCGGAGGGCGACGGGGAUGCGAAGGAACUAGAAAUGCAUACCAUCAGCCCUAAAGUUUUUAAAGACAUUUUGGACUUCGCCUACACCUCCAGGAUUGUGGUACGUCUGGAGUGCUUUCCGGAGUUGAUGACAGCUGCCAAGUUUCUGCUAAUGCGCUCGGUUAUUGAGAUAUGUCAGGAGGUAAUUAAACAAUCUAACGUGCAAAUCCUCGUCCCGACCUCACGGGGAGGAGAUGCCAGUCUUUUCCAGGCCACAGGGGCUGCAGAGUUGGGUUUCCCCGUGGCCCAGCAGGAUAUGGUAAACGGGACGGGCAUGUUGGUGAAUGGUCAGACAUUUGCUAACAACGGACAAACGCAUGUGGACGGGAAUCAACCCAGCGAUGCUGUGUUACUGGACGACGGCAGCGACUCGUCAAUGCCAAUACUGCAGCCUGUCGAGGGACUAGCCGUAUCUCCGUCCGCGGAAAUAACGGGGAGCGCUUUCCACUCCGACACUGGCUCUCCGGGGUCGAAGAGAAACAGGGGAAGACCAAAGAAACCCACAGUCAGUGUAGUGGAGGCUGUUCAUUUCAAUCAUAGCACCCCUAAAGACAAUGGUUUGUUUCCUUGCGGGACGUGCGGCAAGGCUUUCACGGAGGCUUCUCGCUUGAAAAACCACGAAGCGCAGCACGGAGCGUCCACGGGUGGUGUAAACAUGGUCGGUGACAGGCUGUCCACAGAGGGCGGCAUUACAUUGUUGUCGCACCCUCAGUCGGGUCUGGUGGAAAACGGCAUGCAGCUGCACGGGGGGGUGACGAUAGACAGCGGACGCAAACGGGAGAGGACCAGGCGGCACGUUGGUUGUGACAUUUGUGGGAAAGUUUUCCGUGACGUUUAUCACCUGAACAGACACAAGCUCUCCCAUUCCGGGGAAAAACCGUACGCCUGCCAUGUGUGCGGGCUGCGGUUCAAACGCAAGGACAGGAUGUCAUACCAUGUGCGGUCACACGACGGGUCAGUCGGCAAACCUUACGUGUGCCAAAGCUGUGGUAAAGGUUUUUCCAGGCCAGACCAUCUGAACGGACAUAUCAAACAAGUUCACACAACGGAGAGACCCCACAAGUGCCAGAUUUGUAAUGCCUCUUUUGCUACAAGAGAUCGCCUCCGAUCACACCUUGCUUGUCAUGAGGACAAAAUCCCCUGCAAAGUAUGUGGCAAGUUCCUGCGGGCUGCAUACAUGACAGACCACCUCAAGAAACACAGUGAAGGAACUCAUAACUACUGUGGCAUUUGCAACAAAGGUUUCUCCACUGCAUCCUACCUUAAGGUGCAUAUAAAGACACACCAUGGCUCUCCAGUGCCCCCCCCAGCCACAGUGCACACCUUCCCUGAGCCAAGGGGGGAACUGCAGAUGCACAACGGCACCCCUUACCUCACGGGACGCCAGUGCUCAGUGGAAGACCUGUGCGCCAGUCGCCAGCAGCUUGUCACCUCGCCUGAGGCAGAGGGUCGCUUUCAUGGGCUCUCUGGACACCCCGUUCUUCCCCAGCCUGGCCCUCCAACCUUGGGCCUGCAGCCUGAGCUGCUCUUGGGGAAGUCAGGUGGGGCUCCAUAUUUCUGGGAGUAUCGCUCUGGCGGGGUGCCUGGCUUUCCCUUCCAUGGGCCUCUUGCAGACGGGCAGGAAAAUGCUGGGAAAUGUCCUCAUCUGGAAUCUGAAGAGUCAGACCCCUCGUUUGGUGAAUUGUCCAAUGGUGACGAGCUCAAGUCUCCACGCAAGCCUGACGGGGAGGAGCUCGAGAUGCCCUCUUUAGCCUGUAACGGAGCCUCUGCAGGGGCCUUGGGCUCUCCAGAGGGAGCCAAAGCCAAGACGGACCCUGAGAAGAAGUUUACUUGUGGCACCUGUGGUCAGGCCUUCCGUACCAAGUCCUACCUCAACAAGCACCAGCACAGAGUACACAAAGCCCAGAAGAGCCAGGGGGUGACGGGGUCCGGCCUGAGCGAGCUGGCCCCCUCCCUGACCUCCCCCUUCUCCCCUCAACAGAACAUGUCUCUGCUCGAGUCCUUCGGCUUUCAGAUAGUCCAGUCUGCUUUUGCCUCUUCACUUGUGGACACAGAGGCAGGUCAGAGCGGCAUCGACUUCGGGGGGAAGUGACCUGUCCACUGGAGAUUUUGUUCUAGUGAAGCCUCUCAUUCUUAAGACACAGCUGGGUUGCUCACCUGGGACGCUCUGUAUUUGGUAAUAACUUUGCCUCAAGACUACUUUGCUGUUCUUUGCGUCGCUCACUGUGCAUCUGGUUUCUGUUUGUUUGUUUUUUCUUUGCUGGCUUUGCCAUGUGAUUUCUGCUAUUUCAGAGUAGGAAAAAUGUAUGUACAGUGUUUUCAGUUUUCUGCAUAAAGAAAUGUCAGGUUUUUUUUUUCCCUUAAUAUGAUCUUUUGACAUUCAUUUUUCAUUGUUUUUCCAUUUGUUUCUGGUGUAUGUGUAAUCAAACUUUCGUAGCUACAUGUAUGUUAAUUGACUUUAGAUGAAUUAUUUAAGGAGUCCUUAGAACGAAUCAUUGUCUGUUUGCCCGUUAUUAUUUAAAUGCAGCAAUGUGCUUGGGAAACCUACCAUUGGCCAUUACCUUUUUAAAUGUAAUGGUUCGUAUUCUUUGUUGCUCCGUAGGUUGUCAACACACGUGUCUGCACCUCAGAGCAACAAGAGGGCUGAAUCAAUAUUUGAAGUUUGUUGUCUCUGCUGCUUUCUAGAAAAAAAUCCAUUUAUUUUUUUAAGGGCAGGGAAAGUCGGCCUCAAAUAAUUUGGUAAUAUUUUUGUUCAGUUGUGUGGAAUUUUGAUAGCAGACUUUUGCUAAGAAUUUAUUUGUGAGCAACGUAACCACAUUCAUAACAGGCUCACGGCAUAUUUAAUGACUGAUUUAUGAAUGAGCACUUCAUUUUUGUAACAGCCACAACACACAUGGCCUCGGUUGUCAUGGACCUUGAUGAGAGACGAUUUAAGGUUUAAGUCACACUUUUUUUUUCAUAAAAGAUUAAGAGAAAUAACUUCACAAACAACGAAAUUCACAAAGGCAUCCACACAGUGCCAGUCUGACACCUUUACAUGCCAGGAAGGAUACGACUUCUGCUCCAACAGUGAAGAAUUCAGCUACCUCAUAGAAGUAAAAAAAACACCACAGUGCUUUGUUUAUCAUAGCCUAGCCAAGAUUAAAUCACAUUAAUUUUAAAUAUUCAUGACAAGUCCCCAGCAAAAUGCACUGAUAAACACAAAUAAUUCACCAGUAAAUCCCAUAUACUCUUCUGCACUUAUCUUCAGUUUCAGAAAAUAAAUUUGCUUACAAACAUCAAUGGAAAAUCUGUUGCUCUAAAUUGCGUUUGAGAUCCACAUUUAUCGCUCAUUGUAAAUCGCUGUUCAAAGAGGCCGGUCGCUCAAAUUGAAAGCUGCCUGGAGUCCCAGUGGUAGGAGAACCGUUAAUGUUCACCACGCCGGCCUCCUGCAAUAUUCAUGUUUCAUAAAGUAGAAUUAUUGUGAUUGUUGAGCAGAGACGGUGAUGGACUGGCUGAUGGACGUAAAUCUGCUGGUGACACAUUGGGCUGUGAAGAGCCCUCCACCACCUGUUUUGUAGGGGAGGAUUUGUUAAAAUGUGGAGUAUUUAUAUUAAUUAGAAAAAGUGGAGAAGAGAGGAUGGGUCUGCCACUCUUCAAGUGUUACCUAUACAGUGUACAGGUGUAUUUUUUUUCCAGGAGAGACUUUUUUUUUAAUUAGGUGGCGUUAAUAUGAAAUGAAGAUAUUUGUCAUGAAACAUGCCUUGAGCUUGUUAGGAAUGGGCUCUUUGUAUACCCCUUACAGUGAAAGUGUUAGUAAGUCUUUUUUUUUUUUUUAAUCACUUGUGUGUUGAAUCAAUUCUGUAUAUUGAACAGGGACCAAGUUCAGGUGUGACAAUUAUGAUUUCUGAGAAAUGUAGAUUAUAUUUUAUUAACUUAUUCAUGCCCUCUUAGUUUUGUGUACAAUUUUUUUUUUAUUGUCAAACAAAAAUCUUGUGGUUUGCUAAUUUUGAUAAUUUUACACUCUAAAUUAUGUUAAAUAGAGGAGACGUGUGUGUUUGUUGGUGUGUUGUGUGUUGCAAGCAGGACUCAGACCCCGUGUCGACUGCAGAGGUUCACGAGGGGAAGUGGCAGAGGAGUUCUUCUCAGACUGAAACACCAGCCUCUCAACUGACCAAACCCAAUGCAGCCCCUACAGAUUCCACUUUGCUUUGACUAAACUGUGUUUUUUUUUUUUUUCUUCCUCCUUUUGCGUUCAGCUUCAUCUCCAUCAGUCACACUCCUGUCGCUCCCCUCCUGUCAGAUCUGCUUUUGCUUCGUGUAGCUUUCACCAGUGGACCAGUAAUGUAAAAUUGAGCUAAAUCGCUAUUUGUUUGUACAUCGACUCCUAUCACAUCACACACAUCAGUUGAAUGAUAUCCAAUAUUCCCUUUCAUGUGUCAGUGUUUUUCCUCUGUGCGUUUUACAUGUAUGAUGAUGCAAAUCAAGUCGGUCUAACAGGGAAAGGGCGUGUGUGUGUGUGUGUGUGUGUGUGUGUGUGUGUGUGUGUGUGUGUGUGUGUGUGUGUGUGGUGAUGGGUAUGGAACAGAAGUGUGUAUACGUGUGCUGAGUAGGCUGUCUGUGUUUGUCUCUGUGCUUGAUCAAUGUUUUUUUUUUUCUGGUUUGUAUACUUUUGUUCGAUUAUUUGACUAAUUUAGUCUGUUAAAUUCAGUACAUUCCUAUAUUAUUUAUGGUUAUAUUGUGAUUGUAACAAGUGUAUAUACCAUUCUUAUACACAUGCUAUAAAUAUAAAUAUAUAUAAAUAUAUAUAUAUAUGAUCCAACCAAUAUAUGAUCAAUGUUUGUCAGUGGUGGUCCUGUACAUGUAUAUAAUUUUUUCUUGUCCGUUCUGUAGAGGGAUAUUAAGUUAUGGCCAUUUGAUUGAAAGUGUCUUCACUGCAUGCACAGAGUAAACGUCGGGUGCUCUGUCUUGGUUUGCGCGUCGAGCUGGGGACUGAAUGUCGAUCACUGGUUGGUGGCAGUGUUCUCACUGUUCACUGCACUGUCACUCUGCUCUGGUAGCCCUCACACUGCCGGACGCACGACUCAUGUCUUUGACCAAUUUGUUCCCUUUUUUGAUCCAGUCUGCGGUCAUGCACUAGUAUUUACUCUUCAAAAGUAAUAAAGGGUGUAUUUGUGUGUUUUUUUUUUGUUUUUUUUUUAAUUUUGUUAUGUUUUGUUUUUUUAACAAAUGGACAAUGCCGGGAGGAAAAAAAUAUCUUUGUUACGAUGUCUUGGCUGACAACUUGCUUUUAAACUCCUCUCGGUGUUAAUUAUUUCUCACUCAUGUCGGUUCUCAAACACAAAAGGUUGGUUUGAUUAUUUAGGCCCAGAUUCCAGUUUUGCUUUCUGCUUUUGGUCUGUUGCAAAGUGCCUUCCAAAUACUGAUUGUGCACAGCAGUGGAUUAAAAAAGGUCCUCUUUUUUUAGAAAGGGUGGGUAAAAUUGUACAGAGUGACUUGCAUUGACACUUUUGUAUAAAACAAACAAAACAAACAAAAAAAAGACAUGCACACAGAAGAUGUACAAUAUGUUAACUUGGUAUUUUAUCAUCGUACUCAACAAGAUUGUUCUUAAAACAUGUGAGUUACAUGUUUUGUUAUAAAGUCUUUGGACAUAUUUCAAUAUAAGCAUACUUUUCUAUAGAUAUUUGUUUUUGUACUCUGUUACUGAGUCUCAUCUCUCUUGUUGGUACAGAGGUGAGUAUCAAAUA